Molecule: messenger RNA, 2063 nt
Organism: Helicoverpa armigera (cotton bollworm)
Lineage: Eukaryota; Metazoa; Arthropoda; Insecta; Lepidoptera; Noctuidae
Product: synaptic vesicle glycoprotein 2B
Exons: 11
Coding region: 220-1779 (519 amino acids)
Biological process (GO): transmembrane transport
Cellular component (GO): membrane
Molecular function (GO): transmembrane transporter activity
Source: RefSeq, a predicted model, not a curated record
GCGAGUCGGCAUUCGCACAGAAGCCUCAGCAGGCAACACGCGACAUCCUUGAGGCGACGGCGAGCGACGCGCGCGCCGAUACCCCCGGCCUGCCCACGCGCAUCCUCCCUCUAGUGCAAUACGCAGGGUGACGAUGAAACGUUGGUGAUAGGUGACCGCGGAAUAUCUCUAACGUGAUCUCAUAUCGGACUUAUAAAGUGAAAAAGUGAAUUAUACAAAAUGGGUCUAGACUUCUUAGAACAUGGAGCAGACUUCGAAGCUGCAAUAUCGGCGACAGGUUUCGGUCGCUUCCACUUCUGCCUGCUGGCGGUCACCGGGUUGAUCUACGCGAACACUGCCAUCGGUAUCACUAUAGUGUCGUUCGUCUUGCCGGCGGCGACAUGUGACUUCCGAAUGACUUCCUCGGACAAGGGCUGGCUCACUGCCGCACCUAUGUUGGGCAUGGUGCUCGGAUCAUACUUCUGGGGCUGCUUGGCAGACACGAAAGGCCGUAAAAUUGUGCUGGUCUCGACCCUGUUGAUGGACGGUAUCGUCGGAAUUAUCUCCUCCUUCGUACAAAUCCUGCCCGUCUUCAUGGCUUGCCGAUUCAUUAACGGUUUCUCUGUUGCUGGCGCUAUGGGUAUCUGCUUCCCCUACUUGGGUGAAUUCCAACAGACCAAAUACAGAGAGAAGAUCCUCUGCUGGAUGGAAAUGUUCUGGACCCUCGGAGUCAUCUUAUUGCCAUUGAUCGCUUGGGGCAUCAUCCCUAUCACCGGCAUCCGUAUCGAAAGCGGCAGCUUCUCCUACGACUCCUGGAACUGGUUCGUGGCCGCUUGCGGUGUUCCCUCCCUGAUGCUCGGCUUCUGGCUGUUCUACUUCCCCGAGAGCCCCAAGUUCAUGAUGGAGUGCGGCGACUACGACGAUGCCCUUAAGGUCCUCAAGAGCAUCUACAGACAAAACACCGGUGAUGAUCCCGAAAACUACCCGAUCAAAAGCCUCAAGGAAAAAGUACGAACCGUGUCUGUAGGCUCUCAGACCUCUGUAAAAUCCGUCCGAAGCUUGAGCAUGCGCAAACCCAAGGACCUCAAGCGAUUGUUCUCUGAAAUCUGGGUGCAGACCAAGGCUCUGUGCAGGCCGCCCUACCUCAAAUACACCAUCCUUACCUGUAUCAUCCAGUUCGGAUUGACCACCAGUUACUACACCCUCAUGAUCUGGUUCCCCGAGCUGUUCAACCGUUACGAGGAGUUUGAGCACCGUUUCCCCAACACCUCCGCCUCAGUGUGCGAUGUCUCCGGUAUCGUGGUCGUGGAUGAAUACGAAGGCGAUCCCUUCGACUGCUUGAAGACCAUCGACUCCAGCGUGUAUAUGCACACCUUGAUCGUCGGUCUGGCUUGCAUCCCGACCUCUCUGUGGCUGCCUCUUUGCGUACACAAACUUGGUGCUAAGUUCUUCUUGAUCUUCAGUUUGGGCUUCGCCGGCGUAGUGACAGUCGGCCUGUACUUCGUACAGAACUCCACUCAGAACCUGGUGCUGUCGUGCAUCUUUGAAGCCCUCACCUCACUCGCCAUCAGUUUGGUGUUCUGCGUGCUGGUCGACUUGUUCCCUACAAACCUCAGGGUAAUGGCAGCCGCGCUCUCCCUAACAGCGGGUCGAGGUGGCGGUCUGAUCGGCAACCUGUCCUUCGGCUACCUCAUCGACAUCAACUGUGUCAUCCCCAUCGUCGUCUUCUCGGCAUUCCUUUUCAUUGCUGCAAUACUCUGCUUCUUCUUGCCAAAGACCGGACAGGAAGCCCUAGAUUAAGCUACAAACGGUUAUUUAUUCAUAGAUAAUACAAUUAGACUGUCUACAAUACAUAGUUAUUAUCACAUUGUCAGAGUGAUUGUACAUAACGUAGGAUGUUAAUAAGGACGUUUACUUAUAAAUAAUUUAUUGUGAAAAGACAACUGUCACCAAAUUACUGUGUAUCAGUAUGCUAUGUCUAUAAAACAUAAGUGAUGAACAUUACAGUAUUUUAGUGUUGACUGUGUAAUAUAAUUCAAUUAAAUUAUUAUUAUUAUAAUAAAGGUUGAUUACCUGCCUACUUA